Molecule: messenger RNA, 1347 nt
Organism: Brassica oleracea var. oleracea
Lineage: Eukaryota; Viridiplantae; Streptophyta; Magnoliopsida; Brassicales; Brassicaceae
Exons: 1
Coding region: 1-1347 (448 amino acids)
Source: RefSeq, a predicted model, not a curated record
AUGGCUGAUAAUAUUCGAAGAGCGAUGCAAGAUAUAACUUUGGGAAGUGAAGAUCCCCCUUUUGUGUUACCGGCGGAGGUGGUGCGUCAAGCCGAAGAAGAAAAUCGAUUCAUCUUGGUGGGUCAUCCAGUGAUGCCACGACGACAGAAUCUCCGAGCACUCCUUGCUACAAUGCCAAGAAACUGGGGCUUUGAAGGUUUAGUUCGUGGACGUGUCAUUGAAGGCCGACGUUUCCAGUUUGUCUUCCCCUCCGAGGAAUCAAUGGAUAUGGUGAUCCGAAGGGGGCCGUGGGCGUUUGCGGAUCGUAUGAUUGUGCUCCAGAGGUGGACACCAUUGAUGGACAUGGAGAUGCUUAACUACAUUCCCUUCUGGAUCCAAAUCCGGGGAAUUCCUCUGCAAUACAUGAAUCGACAAGUAAUUGUCAACAUAGCAAGACUUUUGGGAGAGUAUAUCCAGAUGGAUUACAGUGAGGAGAUUGGGAACCGUCUGGAGUAUGUCAGAGUCAGAUUGAAUUGGAAUGUCAAUCAUCCUCUCCGGUUUCAGAGGAACUUUCAGUUUGUCCCAGGAGUCAACACGCUACUGAGGCUGCAAUACGAGAGGCUUCGUGGUUUUUGUGAAGUUCGUGGUCUGAUCACUCAUGACUCAGGCGCCUGUCUGAUUCAGAAUGGAGGACCUGAUAAUGACGAUGGAGCUCAUAAUGGAGAUGAAGAAGAUGAUGACAUUGAGAUUGUACCUAAUCAAGGAGUGGCCAUUGAGGAAAUAAAUGAGGAAGUUAAUGAGGGUGUUGUGGCUGAUGGUAAUGAGGCAGCGGAGGAAAAUGUAGAGCCGUUGGUUGAGGAAGAGGAUCCUGAGCAGGAAGAGUAUGAGAGGAACAUAAGGAUCCUGGAGGGGGAAGCAGAUGAUGAGAAACUCUGGAGCGGUAAUGGAAUGCAAACCAUGUUCACGAGUGAUGUUGAUCGAGACGAGAUGUAUAAUGUUCUUUAUCCAAAUGGGCAACGUUUUCCUAAAGAUGUUGAGGAGGAAUCGGGGCAUAAGCGGAAGAGCUGGUUGUCUGGUGCUAAUGAGAACACAUUGAAGUUCUCCAAGGGUGAAAGAGGCGAGUCUAGUGAUUCUUCCAAGUCCAAACGUAAGAAAAGCAAUGAGGCUGCGAGUGGUGAACAGGUUACUCAUGAUGGGACUGUACAAAACGGGGGUGAAAGAGGCGAGUCUAGAGAUUCUUCCAAGUCCAAACGUAAGAAAAGCAAUGAGGCGGCGAGUGGUGAACAGGUUACUCAUGAUGGGACUGUACAAAACGAUUCAAACACGGUGAGAGGCGCGGUGGGCCCUGAACCACCUCUUCCGCCAUGA